This is a messenger RNA of Anopheles cruzii, 2703 nucleotides long. RefSeq names its product vacuolar protein sorting-associated protein 53 homolog (gene Vps53). Gene Ontology annotation, cellular component: GARP complex. NCBI's taxonomy places the organism in Eukaryota, Metazoa, Arthropoda, Insecta, Diptera, Culicidae. The transcript has 4 exons. Gene Ontology annotation, biological process: retrograde transport, endosome to Golgi. The coding region runs from base 1 to 2694 and encodes 897 amino acids. The record is from RefSeq and is a predicted model, not a curated record.
AUGAGCGCGGGUGACGAAACGGAAAAUGAAACGAAACAAACGGACCACAUAAACGAAAUCGUUCUGUCGGACGAUGUGCAGCUCGCAAUCGAACAUGUGCUUAAGAGCUCCGAUCCGCUGGACCAGCCCGAUUUCAACCCAACCGAUUACAUCAACCAACUUUUCCCGAACGAGCAAUCGUUGUCUAACAUUGAUGAGGUCAUUGCAAAGAUGGAAUGCGAUAUUAGCUUAAUCGACGACAAUAUUCGCAGUGUCGUGCGGGGUCAGGUGAACACGGGCGAGAAUGGUCGUGUGGCGCUGCGGGAGGCGCAGCAAUCGCUCACGCAGCUCUUCGCGCUCAUCACCGACAUUAAGAACCGAGCCGAGAAGACGGAAGACGCGGUUAAAGAAAUUACACGCGACAUCAAACAACUGGAUUCGGCCAAAAAUAAUCUCACGUAUGCUAUCACUACGCUCAACCAUCUGCACAUGCUUGUGGGUGGUGUGGAAAACCUGAAACAGCUCUCGGAACGGCGUCAAUACGGCGAAGUGUUAAACCCGCUGCAGGCCAUCAUGGAGGUAAACCAACACUUUCAGCAGUACUCGGAGAUUUCGCAGAUACAGACACUGUCAGCGCAAGUUCAACAAAUCCAGUCCGAGCUCGCGACCCAGAUUACGGACGACGUGAAACACUACUUUUCCCCAACGAGUCACAACAGCACCAAUCGCAUGACGAUUACGCAGCUCAAGGAUGCGUGCCAGGUAGCCUCGGUGCUGGACAAGCCCGUAAAAAAGAACAUCCUUAAGUGGUACAUAAACUUGCAGCUACAGGAGUACGUACAGCUGUUUCACGAAAACCAAGACAUUGCCUGGCUGGACAAGAUCGACAAGCGGUACGCCUGGGUUAAGCGUCAUUUGUUGGAAUUUGAGGAGAAAUUUGGCACAGUCUUCCCAUCCGACUGGGAGCUGUCUGAGCGGAUUACCGUUGAGUUUUGCACCAUCACGCGCGAUGAGCUAACGAAGAUAAUGGCACGCCGGCGUACGGAGAUCGACGUGAAGCUGCUGUUGUUCGCAAUCCAGAAAACGGCAAACUUUGAGCAACUGCUUGACAAGCGCUUCAACGGCACAACAUUGGUAGAAGCCACCAGCGAGGAGGUGCGAAAAGAGCGAAACUCGUUUAAUAAUCUUAUCGGUAGCUGCUUCAAAGCGUAUCUCGAUAUCUACACCGACAGUAUUGAUCGUGAGCUUGCAGCACUAAUAGAGCAGUUUGCUCAGCAAAACCAACAGAUGGUGGUACCGAAGGAGAUCAAUCCGGGUGUGAUUCCGAACUGUGCUGAUUUAUUUGUGUUCUACAAGAAGUGCAUGGUGCAGUGUAUGCAGCUCAGCAACGAAAAGCCAAUGUACGAUUUGGUGUUGAUUUUUAAAAAAUAUCUUCGCGAGUAUGCCAACAAGGUGCUGGAGGCGCGUAUCCCAAAGCCACAACAACCGAACACGACCACUUCGUCGAUCAGCUCAAGCAUGUCGCUGCUUACGAAGGAUUUUCAAAACUUAUCCACGGCUGCCGGGCAGGUGAUACACAACUUUCUGAAGGAAGGCGAAGCUCCAAGGUUUUCAGUGGACGAUUUGCGCAAAAUUUGCUACAUCCUCGCUACCGCAGAGUAUUGUCUCGAAACGGUCCAACAACUGGAGGACAAGUUGAAGGAAAAGAUUGACAGUAGCUACCACGCAAAGGUGGAUCUGGCCGAUGAGAAGGACGUCUACCACCGGAUCAUUUCCAACUGCAUUCAACUACUGGUACAAGACCUUGACGCAGGUUGUGAGCAAUCGUUGCUGUUGAUGACCAAAAUUGCGUGGCACAGUAUCAGCAACGUCGGUGACCAGAGUGGUUUCGUCAACCAGAUCGUCACUAAUCUCCGACAGACCGUCCCGGUGAUACGAGAUAAUUUGGCCAACAGUCGAAAGUAUUAUACGCAGUUUUGUCACAAAUUUGUCAACUCGUUCAUCCCGAAGUACAUCAACACUCUUUAUCGAUUGCGGCCAACCUCUUCCGGAACAUCCGGGGCAACAACUUCCUCCACACUUACGGCAAGCGCAUCUAGUUCCAGCAUUUCUGACGGUCCAAGUGCAGGGGCAGCGCCUGGUACGGCGGCCAGUGGCGGCAACAUUCUGGGUUGCGAGCAGCUCCUGCUCGAUACGCACAGUCUCAAGACCGUGCUGAUGGAUUUGCCUUCGAUUGGCUCACAAGUGCAACGCAAACCACCGGCCAGCUACCAGAAAGUGGUCGUCAAAGGCAUGGCCAAAGCUGAGAUGAUCAUAAAAGUGGUCAUGCAACCGGUGCACCCGGCCCCACUCUACAUUGAGCAGUAUCUGAAGCUACUGCCCGAAAGCAACGUGGUAGAGUUUCAUAAGGUAUUAGAAAUGAAAAAUGUGCGUAAAAUUGAGCAGCAACAACUGGUGGAAGGCUACAAGCGGGCCUGCCCACAGCAUCAGCAAUCCCACAACUCGGCUGGAUCCGGUUCCGGAGAAAAUGGAAGUUAUGUGCCAUCGGCUAGUGAUGGAGCAACCGGCAGCAGCCACCAAUCUCAGCAAAUGGCUGCCGCAGCGGCAGCUAUCAGUGGGGCGGGUUCCAGUAUAAUGGCGUUGGGUGAUUCAUUGAUGGACAAAGGACGGAUUAGGAAGAUAGAAAAUUUAAUCAAAAAUAGGCUUCCCAACUAGAAGCAUCAU